AUGUCCUCCAAUACGCAAGACCAGCAGAUUGCCUGUAUCAAAGACCUCAAGAGGGCAGGAUCCGAGAAACUGUCGCAGUCUUAUCAAGACUAUUACAAUGGCGGCGCCAUGGACGAACUGACACUUGAUUGGAAUGAAACCGCGUUCAAUAAAUAUCUUCUACGGCCGCGAGUCCUGCGCAAUGUCGAGAACAUCGACAUGAGCACCACAUUGUGGGGCAAGAAAGCGGCAGUACCCUUUGGCUUGGCUCCAAGUGCAAUGCAUCGACUCAUCCAUGCAGAUGGUGAGAUUGGUACAUCAAAGGCUGCAGCUGCACGUAACGUGCCCAUGGUCCUUUCUCUCCUGUCCAACGACUCCCUGGAAGACGUGGCGGCCCAAAGAACCGAUGGCCCUACGCCGUACGGUAUUCACAUCAGCCCGCUGAAUAAGCGCGAAGUCUUGAGCAACCUACUCAUCCGAGCCAAAGCUGCCGGAUACAACGCUGUUAUCUUGACCGUGGACGCUCCCAUGUAUGGCCGACGUCUGGCGGAUGAGCGCAACAAUUGGAGCAUCAUUCCACCAGGCGCGACUUUCCCAAACGUCGCCGCACAACAUGUGAAACCAAGUGAAAUUUCCGUCAGUGCCUCUGAAACCUGGGAAGAAUUCAUUCCUUGGGUUCGAAGCCAGACAGAUCUCGAGCUCUGGGUGAAGGGAGUCACCUCUAAAGAGGAUGUUGAGAAUGCCAUCAAACAUGGGGUGGAUGGUAUCAUCAUCUCCAACAACGGUGGUCGGCAACUAGACACCACACCUGCCACUAUUGACAUCCUUCGAAAAGUUGCGCCAAUCGCCAAGGGCAGGAUCCCUCUAGCUUUGGAUGGUGGCGUCUACCGGGGCUCGGACAUUUUCAAGGCCAUCGCCCUCGGAGCGGACUUUGUUUUUGGGGGAAGAAUUGCCAUCUGUGGCUUAGCGUACAACGGUUCUGCUGGCGUAGGCCUUGGCCUGGAUAUCAUUAUCAAAGAGUUCAAAAGCUGUAUGGGGCUGACAGGAUGUACUAAGGUAUCAGACAUCGGUCCUCACCAUCUGUCUAUUUUACAAAGCAAUGGACUCCUUGGAAGUGUGUAUUAG
This is a messenger RNA of Trichoderma asperellum CBS 433.97, 1104 nucleotides long. RefSeq names its product Non-canonical non-ribosomal peptide synthetase fub8. Gene Ontology annotation, molecular function: oxidoreductase activity; FMN binding. NCBI's taxonomy places the organism in Eukaryota, Fungi, Ascomycota, Sordariomycetes, Hypocreales, Hypocreaceae. The record is from RefSeq and is a predicted model, not a curated record.